Messenger RNA from Penicillium cinerascens, 4296 nucleotides. Its product is annotated as raptor family protein. Lineage: Eukaryota; Fungi; Ascomycota; Eurotiomycetes; Eurotiales; Aspergillaceae. Gene Ontology annotation, cellular component: TORC1 complex; cytoplasm. The record is from RefSeq and is a predicted model, not a curated record. Gene Ontology annotation, biological process: cellular response to starvation; positive regulation of protein serine/threonine kinase activity; regulation of autophagy. Gene Ontology annotation, molecular function: protein binding; protein-macromolecule adaptor activity. The transcript is spliced from 6 exons. The coding region runs from base 1 to 4296 and encodes 1431 amino acids.
AUGAGAGAUCCCACUGCAGACAUGGACGAAACCCCUCAGCAACCCGCGACAAAUGGGUCGACCGAACCCCGCCGCAACAAAUCAGUUCGAGUCGCUUUUGGCCCCGACCUGGAAACCACCAUUCCCGCACGCGAGCGAUCGCCAGCUCCAUUGAGUAGCCAUCACCGUUCCUUUACAACCGUUGAGCACAAGCCGCCGUCACUAGCUCUACCGUCCGCUCGUCCUACGAGUUCCGCCGGAGAGAAUGCAGCGAUAGGGCCGAGCUCACCACCACGGCGUCCGUCUCCCCGGAGAUCGGAGAGCAGUCGGCCAGCCAUGCUCAAGAGAGCCAAGAGUGACUAUGGCCCGAGCCGCGUCACCUUCGAGCACCCAAUCGUAGGAGACGACGAGGAGGACUUUGCCAUGCGGCAUGGAUGGCAGGAAGAAUACACUUCCAGCGAGUAUCUCAAGAUUCUGCACUCGAACUUCUACAUGUAUUUCACGGAGAAGCGUCACGAGACCAAUGGUAUCCCCAGAGACCCCGUCGGCAGCUGGCCAAGUCAGGACUGGCGUAUGAAAGAUCGGUUGAAGACCGUGUCAGCUGCGCUGGCUAUCUGUUUGAAUAUCGGUGUCGAUCCCCCCGACGUCGUCAAGACAAACCCGACCUCCAAGUUGGAAUGUUGGGUGGAUCCCACCUCGACCACGGGCGGGGGUCAGAAUAAGAUUAUGGAGCAGAUCGGCAAGAAGCUUCAGGAGCAGUAUGAGACCCUCAGUCUUCGGACACGAUACAAGCAGUAUCUGGACCCAUCGGUGGACGAAACUAAGAAGUUCUGCAUUUCGUUGCGUCGCAAUGCCAAGGAUGAGCGAGUUCUCCUGCACUACAAUGGCCACGGAGUUCCUUUACCAACACAGUCUGGCGAGAUCUGGGUCUUCAACAAGAAUUACACCCAGUACAUUCCUGUCCCGCUUUAUGAUCUGCAGUCCUGGCUAGCCGGUCCCAGUCUCUUCGUGUUUGACGUAUCACAUGCGGGCAACAUCGUCCAGAAUUUCCAUACGUUUGUCGAGAAGCAUGAGAAGGAGAAUAUCGAGGCCAAAAAGAGAGAUCCCAACGCUGUCGUCCAGAACUACGGCGACUGCAUUCUUCUAGCGGCAUGCCAGAAGAACGAGUCACUCCCGACCAACCCCGAUCUACCAGCCGAUCUAUUCACCUGCUGUCUCACAACCCCAAUUGAAAUUGCGCUGCGAUUCUUCAUCUUGCAGAACCCCCUCCGUACUGAUUUCACGAUCGAAGAUUUCAGAGUACCGGGGCGCCUGCAGGAUCGACGAAGUCCUCUUGGAGAGCUCAACUGGAUCUUCACUGCCAUCACCGAUACCAUUGCAUGGAACACCCUUCCUCGCGCGCUGUUCAAGAAGCUUUUCCGACAAGACCUGAUGGUCGCCGCCCUCUUCCGCAACUUCCUCCUCAGCGAGCGCAUCAUGCGCACGUACAAAUGCCACCCAAUAUCUUCUCCCGAACUCCCUGAAACCCACCAUCAUCCACUCUGGAAGAGCUGGGACCUCGCCGUCGAGAUGGUGCUCUCACAGCUUCCUGCACUGAUCGACCAUGAGGAAGGCCGCAGGCAGUAUGAGUACCAGCAUUCGACAUUUUUCGCUGAGCAACUCACUGCCUUUGAGGUUUAUCUCUCAUCGGGACCUACGGAGAAGAAUCCCCCAGAUCAACUCCCCAUCGUACUUCAAGUACUUCUCAGUCAGGCACAUCGACUGCGCGCUUUGAUCCUGCUGAGCAAGUUUCUGGACUUGGGUCCGUGGGCCGUGCACCUUGCGCUCAGCAUUGGUAUCUUCCCUUAUGUCGUCAAGCUGCUGCAGUCAGCUGCCCAGGAAUUGAAACCUGUCAUGGUCUUCAUUUGGGCAAGGAUCAUGGCCGUCGACCAUACAGUCCAGAACGAUCUCCUCAAGGACAACGGGAUCCAUUACUUCAUCUCGAUUCUAAACCCAUCCUCCCCCAUCCCGGUUGGAAAUGCUAGCGAACACCGAGCUAUGUGUGCGUUUAUCGUCUCGAUCUUCUGCAAAAACUAUCCUCAAGGUCAAAAUGUUUGUCUAUCAGGGGAGUUGUUUGACUCGUGCUUGAGACACCUUGGAGAUGUGGAGAAUCCGCUGCUGCGGCAAUGGUCUUGCCUCUGUCUUAGUAUGCUUUGGUGUGAUUUCCCGGAAGCGAAGUGGAUGGGUAUUCGAUGCGCAGCACCCGCGAGACUCUGUGAACUCAAUUUCGAUCCGGUCCCUGAGGUUCGUGCAGCGAUGCUGCAUGCAGUGACCACCUUCCUUGGUAUUCCAGACUUGACAGACCAGGUUGCACAAAUAGAAGAGUCGCUGGCUAUGGCGGUGCUGCCCAUGUCAGCUGAUGGCAGUGUGCUCGUACGCAAGGAGCUUCUUGUUUUCUUCUCGACCUUUGUCAAACGCCAUCAGAACAAGUUCCUGGUAGCGGCAUACGAGGAGCUUCAGGACGAAAAAAGGUCCCUGCUCCACCGUCUUCAAAGCGAGACGUCUCAAACAAGCCGUCUCGAGGCCAAGAAGGGCGACCUGGUCGCUGAAACGAAGACCCCUCAGCUGUCCCGCAACACCACAUUCGGAACAAUUUGGAAGCAGGUCUUGAUUCUUUCUGUGGACCCUCACCCAGAUAUCGCCCAGGAUGCCGGCGUCAUCGUUGAUUUCAUCCAUCUUUCUCUUCUGGAGUCCCCCAUGGCAGCUCUCGCUGACAGAAUCAGGAUUGAAAUAUUAGAAUUCACAUAUCGUAUGUCGCAGCGAUUGCAGGUUCACGAGCGGUCAGAGGCAAAGAAAACAGUCCCUCCUUCAAUCCCGCAGUCGCCGACGACGACACCUCCCAAACAAGAUAGCUAUCUUACUUUGGGCUUCAAACGUACUGCGAGCGUUGCCGCUUCUCUCAAGAACCUUGCCUUUGGAGGAUCUGCAGGUGAUGAAUCAGAAGGCUCUGCUCCUCAGUCUCCCUCAACAAGUCGGAUGCCCAUCACUCCCCGUGGUCGUGCUCCCCCGGAAUGGACCCGACCCCCCGAAGUCAACGAUAGCGUCGCCCCUGCAACUUCAUAUCACCGAAAUCCCGCCCCCGCAUCCCGCGGUUUCGUCCCCAGGGACCCGGAAGAGGCACCGUUCAUCCCCUUGAGAAGCCGUUUCCUGGACUGGUCAACAGAGUAUUUCCGGGAACCGCAGAUGAAACCGAAUGAGCCCGACGAGCCCGGCAGUUCCGAUUACAACGAGCGACUCUGGCGCCGCAGCCGUAACGAAAAGAUCAUUGCGGAAACCCAGCCGCUUAAGGUUAAGGCGGGAACAAGCCGAUGGGAUAACUCCAUGACUCUGCUCUCCAAUCAGAGUCAACCCCUGAAAAUGUGCUUCCACCAAUUUGAGGACCACAUUGCUGUUGCAGAUGAUCGCGAUACCAUUGCAAUCUGGGACUGGCAGAGCCACAAGCGCUUGAACCAGUUCUCGAACGGAAACCCCGUUGGAUCGAAGAUUAACGAAGUCCGAUACAUCAAUGAAGACGACCAGGCUCUUUUGUUGACUGGGUCUUCCGACGGUGUGCUCAAGCUCUUCCGCAACUACGAAUCUGCACGGAAUAUCGAGGUCGUCACGGCCUUCCGGGCUCUACCUGAGCUGAUCCCAAGUAAUCGAAAUGCGGGACUUGUUCUUGACUGGCAACAAGGCCAAGGGAAAGCUCUCGUCGCGGGUGACGUGAAGGUGAUUCGUGUGUGGAACGCAGCUACUGAAGUCUGCACUAAUGAUAUACCCGCACGAUCCGGAUCUUGCAUUACGUCCUUGACAUCGGAUCAGGUAGCUGGCAACAUUUUCGUUGCAGGCUUUGGUGACGGUGCCGUCCGUGUCUUCGAUCAGCGCCUCAAGCCGACCACAUCCAUGGUCAAGGUUUGGCGUGAACACAAGCAGUGGAUCACCAACGUCCACAUGCAGCGUGGUGGCUUCAGAGAGCUUAUAUCGGGUAGCCGCAACGGCGAAAUUCGACUGUGGGACCUCCGUAUGGAUAGCGCUCUCUCGACUAUCUACACCACCAAGGACACUCUUCGAACCUUGAGUGUGCAUGAACAUGCCCCUGUCUUCAGCAUGGGCACAAACCGCCACGAAGUUAAGACGUUCAACGUCGAUGGCACCUACCUCUCUACCUUCGAGCCCUACUCGAGCUUCCUGCACCACAACCGCUCCUCUCCCAUCGUCAGCACCGCUUUCCAUCCUCACCGCACCAUGCUUGCCUGCGCCGCCUUGAACGACAACCACAUCAAUCUCGUGUCCUGCUAG